AAAAGUGUCACCAAAUUCAUCUACAACCAUACUUGGGUGCUUGCUUUGAUGAGAAAACACACAAAUGGCAAGGACCUUGUGCGACUUGGAGUGACAUGAUUUGCUAGCCACUUCAUCACUUUGCAGAGCAUUCUUAGUGCCAUUCCUCAUCUUAAGCAGAUGUUUGUGUCAGAUGCUUGAUUGGGGUCUGCAUACUCCAAAAGACCUGAAGCAAAGAAGAUUGUGAGCAUUGUUUUUGAUGAAGGGUUCAAUAAAAGUGGAGAGGAGUUGACUGCGGUGACAGAACCUUUGGUGAGGGUUCUUCGUAUGGUGGAUGGAGAGGGCAUGCCAAUGGGUUUCAUUUAUGAGGCCAUGGAUAGGGCCAAAGAGGCCAUUUCACAUUACUAUCGUGGAAAUGCAAGAAAAUGUGAAAUCUUUUGGCGCAUCAUUGAUCGUAGGUGGACAAACCAACUCCACCAACCGAUACAUGCCUUCGCCUACUUUUUGAACCCGAAAUUCUACUUCUCUGAUUCAUUUAGGGCUGAUGAGGAGGUCAUGGCAGGUGUUAUUACAUGCAUUGAUAAGAUGACACCUGAUCCUGAGUUGAGAGACAAGGUUCUUGAUGAGUUGGAGAUCUACAAAAGUGCAGAGGGGAGACUCUUCUCAUCACAACUAGCAAUUGAUAGGAGAGGAAAACAACAACCAGAUUUAUGGUGGGAGAAUUAUGGUGCCGGCAUGCCUAAUCUUCAAAAGAUAGCUAUCCGUGUUUUGUCUCAGCCAUGCAGUGCUUCUGGGUGUGAACGAAAUUGGAGUGUCUUUGAAAGCAUUCACACAAAGAAGAGAAAUAGAUUGUCACAAAAGCGGCUCAAUGAUCUAGUAUUUGUUCGGUACAACCUUCGCCUUCGAGUUAGACAGGUGGAGGGUGUUUCACAUGAGGCCAUUGACUUGGAUGAAAUUGAUCCAUAUGGUGAUUGGACCAUGAAUGAACAAAAUGAUGGUGAUGAUGUCCUCCUUACCGAAGAAGAAAUUGCAGAAAUAGAGAGAGGAGCAGCACAAGAUGCAGAAGGAGCAAGAUUGGAUGAAGAUGAGGACGAAGAUGAGGACGAAGAUGAGGAUGAUGAUGAGGACUUUGACUUUGAAGAAGAAUCAUCUCACCAUUUAGAUACCACAACACCCACUGCUACUACUUCUAGCUCAAGGCCUGAAAAAUUGAGCUAUAUUAGGAAAAAUACAAAGAGGAAGAUGUAGUCUUCUCUUUGGUUUGUUCAUUCACAUUGUUGUUUUUCACAUUUGCAGUUGGA
Cryptomeria japonica (Japanese cedar) is the source of this 1280-nucleotide messenger RNA. RefSeq lists its product as uncharacterized. The record is from RefSeq and is a predicted model, not a curated record. Bases 307 to 1227 code for a protein of 306 amino acids. The transcript has 4 exons. Gene Ontology annotation, molecular function: protein dimerization activity. NCBI's taxonomy places the organism in Eukaryota, Viridiplantae, Streptophyta, Pinopsida, Cupressales, Cupressaceae.